GUGGAAUUGAUCUAAACUAAUUCACAUGUACGCCAACUUUUAUUAGGAGUGAGAUAAAUAAGCGUUUUCAUGACUAAUCCCGAUUUACAUGCGUUAUUAACGUCAAUAUCCAGAGUUUGAUCAUUAAAUCCAAUAGUUUUUACUGCACUCUUCAAUCUGCUCCGUCCUAUCUUCACGGCUGUCUCCCGUUGCGGGGUACCCAUGAUUCUUACUAGGUUCUACGGCGUAUCCCGCACCCUUGUCCUAACCGAGAACAUGGCUAAGAACGUCUGUAUCAUCGGCGCUGGUCCAUCAGGCCUUGUAGCAGCGAAGACUUUUCUACACGAUGUAUCCGCGGGCUCAUAUAACGUCACUAUCUUUGAGGCUCAGUCCCGAAUCGGCGGGCUAUGGCCCACAAGCAAGGACGAUGCCGACGGUCUCGUACAUCCACUUAUGGUAACUAACCAGAGUAAACAUACCGUCCAGUUUAGCGAUCUUGCUUGGCGAGACAAGGAUCCGCAAUUUCCCAGGGCAUGGCAAGUCGGCCAAUAUCUAGAACGAUAUCUAGACAAGUACGGAGGGGCUCAUAUUCGACUUGGACAUAAAGUUGUAAAAGCCGAUUUACAGAGCGAUGGUUUGUGGAAGGUAGAAACCGAGUCUGCUGGAAUAUCUAAGACCGAUGUAUUUGACUAUUUGCUGGUGACCACCGGCUUCUUCGGGGAACCCAUAUGGCCAGAAUAUGUGCCGAAAGAUGCGGAUGUGCCGAUUAUUCAUAGCAGCAAAUAUCGAGACCUCAAGAGUCUCAUAGCAAAGACAAACAAUCCCGGAGGCAAGAUUCUUGUCAUUGGAGGGCAGAUGUCAGGAGUAGAGAUAUCUGCCACCAUCGCAACACAUCUGUCAUCUGCCAUUCAUUCACCCGGAGAGAAGGUCAUCGAAGAACUAGACAAAUAUUCAAUACGCCACAUCGUUCAGCGACCUUCGUGGAUCUUUCCGCUAUACACUUCUCCAAAUCCAACUUCUUCAGCACCACCCUUUCUUCCGUGCGACCUACCUUCAUACAACCUAGCUAAUAGGCCCCACCCUCUAAAAAAUACCCAAGGGCACAUAAGCGUCGAAACUGCACGAGUACUCAACUCUAUAUAUCAAACAGCAUUGGGUACCAACCAAUCCGAAUUCUCACCAGACACCAAGAUCGACGGUAAUUUAGUUGAAGAGCAGCCAUUCCUAGCUAUGAGCCAAUAUUAUAUUGACUUCGUACGAUCAGGCUUUAUCAAAGUCAGCAAGGGCAAAGUAUCAUCACUCUCUGGGGACACUGUCACUAUCUCUGCAAACGAACAGAUCUCCGAUAUAGCCGCCAUAGUCUUAGCAACAGGAUUCGACCCGUCCCCCUCUUUAUCCUUCCUUCCCCCUUCCGUACUUGAGACCAUCUCUCACUCUCCCUCGCAUCCUAACCUCCCCGUCGCCCUCGCCUUCCACGGGACACACCAUCCCUCCCUACCAACCCUGGGUUUCGUAGGCAUGUACCGCUCGCCGUACUGGGGCGUGAUGGAGAUGCAAGCCCGCUUCAUGGCGCACCUAUGGACAGCCCCUAACUCCACACCUCUCCAAAACGCCCUCGCAGCCGACAACAGCAUUGCACGAACGCUAUCUCUGCGCACAGACCCACGCACUUCCCAAUUCCCAAUGGGUGACUACGCCUUCCUGAUGCAAGACUUCGCCGAAGCCCUCUCCAUCCCAAUCAUCCCCUCCGGUCCUACCCCACCCCUUAGCAACGGCAAAUCCAUGGACAUCCUCACUCCAGCACGGUACCCCUAUCCUCCGGACCAGAAACAAUCACGGCAAGAAGAAGUAACGGCGAGCCUACGCGCGACACAAGAAACCGCAGUAGCAGGGCUCUCCCACGCGCGCUUCGUCGCCGGCGCCGUAUUCCGCUCCCUCCUCGGCUCAUGGUGUCUCUCAAGAACGCUAAGCUCACGCCUACCCUCCCACCCAAGCGGGCGCUUCGUCGGCAUCGCGCGUUUCCAUCUCCGCGAAGGGACUAGCGACGGGCUAUCCAACGCCCGCAUCUCCUCCGCUGAAGCGGGGUUAGGGUUAGGGUUAGAGUACUUAUAUGAGGAAGACGGGACGUUUACAGCGCGGGAUAAUCCGGGACUUUCAUUCCGCGCUACGAGGCGGUAUGUGUGGAGAUACGAUGAGCUGGCUGAUAAGAUGAGUGUGUGGUUUGCGCGGACGGAUGAGCAGAUGCGGGCGGAUUACUUAUUUCAUGAGGUGGAGUUUGAGGUUCCUUCUGAUAAUGAUGGGGACGGCGGAAAUGAAGGGAAGGGGUGGUUUGCGAAGGCCAGUCAUUUAUGUAUUGAAGAUUUGUACGAUGUGCAUUAUGAGUUCAAAUUCAAUGCUGUGAAUUUGAAGGAGUGGAAGUUGGGGUACACGGUUAAGGGGCCGAAGAAGGACUACAUGAUUGAUGGUGUUUAUACCAGGUGAGGAGGGAAAGCAAUGGCGGGUAUGGAUUGGGUAGAUGGGUAAUUAACUGGGAGUUAAUCUGAGGAAAUAAUUUACGCAAAGGUAUCAGCUGUGAAC
Messenger RNA from Annulohypoxylon maeteangense, 2556 nucleotides. RefSeq names its product FAD/NAD(P)-binding domain-containing protein. NCBI's taxonomy places the organism in Eukaryota, Fungi, Ascomycota, Sordariomycetes, Xylariales, Hypoxylaceae. The coding region runs from base 202 to 2460 and encodes 752 amino acids. Gene Ontology annotation, molecular function: flavin adenine dinucleotide binding; N,N-dimethylaniline monooxygenase activity; NADP binding. The record is from RefSeq and is a predicted model, not a curated record. The transcript has 3 exons.